CCCAAACUUUUCCGUCGAGUUCUCCCUUCCUCGCGCGACCUCACCGGAACCCUGUCUAUAUCGACAUCGAUCUUGUAACCCGUUCACGAUCACAGCUCUCGCACGCUUGUCCUUCCUCUUCUCUCUCACCAAAAGUCUUUGCAAACAGUCACCGCUGUCGCCUUUCCCACAACCGCAACAAGUCGCUAUCACUGCAAACAAAAUGGCCACCAAGGAGGAUUACGAGAAGACCGGUGCUACCGCUGGUGCCAAGGUCCACAAGAUCAGGAUCACCUUGACUUCCAGGAACGUCAAGAACCUCGAGAAGUUCUCGACCGACCUCGUCAACAGGGCCAAGGACAAGGACCUCCGAGUCAAGGGACCCGUCAGGUUGCCUACCAAGCACUUGAAGAUCACCACCAGGAAGUCUCCCUGUGGUGAGGGUUCCAAGACCUGGGACCGAUUCGAGAUGAGGAUCCACAAGCGUCUCAUCGACUUGCACACCACCGCCGAGGUCGUCAAGCAGAUCACUUCGAUCCAGCUCGAGACCGGUGUCGAGGUCGAGGUCACCCUCGCCGAGUAAACUUGUCGACGUUGACAUUGGAGCCUUUCCGUAUCUGGUUCCCUUGAUUGGAUCAACUGGAUAUACAUGCGGGAAGGUCUAGAAGUUGCAUUUACGUUGGAUCGGGAGAGGACUGAUGAAGAGGGGUCUUGUGGGGAUCGAGGAGGAUCGGGUUGGAUGAAGCAUUGGGGUUCUCUAGCUCCGGAUGUAAUUUCGAGUUGAUCCGAUACGAUCUUUAUACCUCUCGA
Messenger RNA from Filobasidium floriforme, 789 nucleotides. RefSeq names its product 40S ribosomal protein S20. Gene Ontology annotation, biological process: translation. Gene Ontology annotation, molecular function: structural constituent of ribosome; RNA binding. The transcript is spliced from 4 exons. Gene Ontology annotation, cellular component: cytosolic small ribosomal subunit; ribosome. The record is from RefSeq and is a predicted model, not a curated record. The coding region runs from base 203 to 562 and encodes 119 amino acids. NCBI's taxonomy places the organism in Eukaryota, Fungi, Basidiomycota, Tremellomycetes, Filobasidiales, Filobasidiaceae.